Molecule: messenger RNA, 529 nt
Organism: Topomyia yanbarensis
Lineage: Eukaryota; Metazoa; Arthropoda; Insecta; Diptera; Culicidae
Exons: 3
Coding region: 67-438 (123 amino acids)
Source: RefSeq, a predicted model, not a curated record
UGCGAAAUUUAGUCUCUAACAAGCCGUUCGACUGAACAAGGUCCGUCCCCCCAAAGACGAGCCACCAUGUGCUAUCAAAUUUGUGUACUGCUGAUGCUGACAGCCUGCGUGGCACUAGUAUGGUCCAAUUGUUCAAUUGGCUGGGGUGCUCGAAAACCCGUUGAUUAUAAAAUGCAUGUUCUUCACGCACGAAGCGGACCCGUGGCCGAACCGAUCAACAUGACGCUGGUGUUUGAUUACGAGACCAAUCCGGCCGAGAACGAAGAAAUGACGUUUUCUUAUUUUUUGGGAUCAUUGGCGAAUUGCGUUAUCGAGAUCGAUACUAAAUAUGACGCUAAGAGAAGAUUUCAAGUGAACAUGUCCAGCGUAGUACCAGUGACGGAGAUGUAUGGAAAUGUUACCAUCUUUGGGAUUCGUUGGAUGAAUAUAACAGCAUAAGAAUAAUAACUUAACGAAUUGCUUGGAUCAUGAAUUUGGAUUUACGUGUACUAUAGGAAUUGACGAAAUAAAUUCAUAAAAAAUGAAUAGU